This is a messenger RNA of Cannabis sativa, 1909 nucleotides long. Its product is annotated as histone-lysine N-methyltransferase ATXR2. NCBI's taxonomy places the organism in Eukaryota, Viridiplantae, Streptophyta, Magnoliopsida, Rosales, Cannabaceae. The coding region runs from base 151 to 1587 and encodes 478 amino acids. Gene Ontology annotation, molecular function: methyltransferase activity; protein binding. The record is from RefSeq and is a predicted model, not a curated record. The transcript is spliced from 15 exons.
GCCUCGUGUAUUUUUGGACGGAGCAUACAGCAAAAUGGAGCUAGUGAGGACUGAGGAGGUGGUUUGAUAUUUUUGGCGGCUGUGGCUGCAUAUACUAUUACGUUCCAACUUACCAAGUUUUCAUUUUCAGAGUUCAAGUUUCACACUUCAAUGGACCCUCUCUCUCCUAUUGAUCCGAUCUCUACUCUCCUCGCUCCACCUUCAUCUCUCCAAGCUCAGGAGUAUUUCGACGAGCUUAUAUCCAAGAGGCGAAACCCCGGUAUCAAAGUGAAGCAAAAUGAAGCAUUUGGCAAAGGUGUGUAUGCCGAGACUGAAUUCAAAGAAGGGGAGCUUAUAUUAAAGGACCAAAUGGUUGUGGGUGCUCAACAUUCCUCAAAUAAGAUGGAUUGUUUGGUCUGCAGCUUCUGUUUUCGCUUUAUUGGCUCAGUUGAAAUUCAAAUUGGAAGAAAACUUUAUCUGCAACAGUUGGGAGUUUCAGUAAACCACAGUGAAUGUGAUAUGGAGGACAUGUAUUCAGAUGGAGAAGACUAUUCUUAUGAGGAGAAUGGUGAAGAUUCAGGAGCUUGUUCUUCCAGUCACCUCAGAAAAAAAGUUGAACUUCCUAAAGGGGUUGUGGAAUCUCUCAUGAAUGGUGAUUUGAAAUUGCCUUAUUCUGAUAGGUUCCCAUUGCCUCCAACUGUACCUUGUAUUGGGAGUUGUGGGGAAGCUUAUUACUGCAGCAAGUCAUGUGCACAGGCUGACUGGGAAUCAUGUCAUUCCUUGCUUUGCACUGGUGAGAAGUCAGAAUCAGUAUCAAGAGAGGCACUUGUAGAAUUUAUAGAGCAUGCUAAUGAAACAAAUGAUAUAUUCAUCGUUGCUGCAAAGGCAAUUUCUUAUACUAUAUUAAGGUAUAGGAAGUUGAAAGCGACUAGUCUUGAAGAACAAAGGAAAGAUAAAAAUGUUUCAGGCUUCACAGUUCCAGCUGCACUCUCUGAGGCAUGGAAGCCAAUAUCAAUGGGACACAAGAGAAGGUGGUGGGACUGCAUUGCAUUGCCAGUUGAUGUUGAAUCUUCUGGUGAAAAUGCAUUUAGGAUGCAAAUGAGAAACCUCGCCUCCACGUCGCUUGAGCUUCUUAAGGCAGCCAUCUUCGACAAUGAUUGCGAACCUUUAUUCUCUCUUGAAAUUUAUGGGCACAUAGUUGGCAUGUUUGAGUUGAACAAUCUUGAUUUGGUUGUAGCAUCUCCAGUUGAGGAUUAUUUUCUGUACAUCAAUGAUCUUCCAUCUUCCGAAAAGAAGGAAACCGAAGAAAUGACACGACCUAUCUUCGAAGCUCUUGGUGAUGACUAUUCAGUUUCUUGCGAGGGCAGUGCGUUCUUUCCCUUGCAGAGUUGUUUGAAUCACUCAUGUUGUCCAAACGCAAAAGCUUUUAAAAGAGACGAGGACAAAGAUGGCCAAGCAACAAUACUUGCAUUAAAACCUAUCUGCAAGGGAGAAGAGAUUACCAUCUCAUAUGUAGAUGAAGAUCUGACGCUUGAAGAGAGGCAGGCAUCACUUGCAGACUAUGGUUUCAGAUGUACGUGCCCCAAAUGUUUAGCAGAAGAAACUUAAGCUAACAUUCAGUGAUCUACAUUCUUGAUAUCUGCCUAUACAGUACAAAGAGUUAGAUUAUGAAUCCUCAAAAGGGUUCUCUUGGUACUAGUUCAAUUGUUCAAGAGAAGUGGCGAGUUGUAGUACACAAGUUUAGAAUGUUCCCUUCAUAGAAUCAUAAUUGCUUACUUUAUAAUUUUUAUUUAAGUUUUGUUUUGAUCAUUGGUAUUUGGUGAGAAAAUGAGUCAAAUGACUAGCGUAAAAGGCCUAGGUUGAGUGGUUAUGGAAAGAAAUCUUGAACCCUGUAUUUUUAUCACCACCAAUCAAGUUUCCCCUUCAUAAA